This is a messenger RNA of Octopus sinensis (East Asian common octopus), 911 nucleotides long. Its product is annotated as paired box protein Pax-6-like. The record is from RefSeq and is a predicted model, not a curated record. The transcript has 3 exons. Lineage: Eukaryota; Metazoa; Mollusca; Cephalopoda; Octopoda; Octopodidae. The coding region runs from base 41 to 400 and encodes 119 amino acids.
ACCUGUCUAUUUCUCCAUCUUCACACUGAUUUCUUCAGAUAUGUUGGAAUGGUACAAAGAAGGGCUUAGCAGAAUAAAGUCAGACAUGGAACCGAACCUUGAGUACGAUACUAAGGAUACUGGAAAUAUGCUGGAAACCUCACGUGCUUGGCAAGAUUAUGUAUCAGGAACGGCCAGAAGUUACGACCCCCUCACGUUAAGUAACUACUCGCGGUCGUCUUGCAAUCCAGCCGCAGGGAUGCAAUCGCACAUGACCUCGCAUUCCACCAACGGAGCUUCGACAGGUCUUAUCUCACCAGGAGUAUCGGUACCAAUACAGGUGCCGGGUGGAGGUCCACAAGAUAUGAGCACGCAUCACAUGACUUCCAUGACGUCACAAUACUGGCCACGCCUACAGUGAACGGCGAAAUACAAGAAUCAUUUUUCCCCACAACCCCCGCCGCCCUCAUUGUCUCCCUAACUCUCCGAAUUCCCCCCCACCAUUCUCUCCACCGCCAUAUACACAAUUUUUUCUCCCAUGACUCCCUCUCCGAUUUUCCUCCACUUCAAAAUAAACAAGUAUGAUGAUGGUAAUGAUAAUAAGAAGAAAACUGAGAUACGCUGGAAAUGAAGGAACUUUGUGUAACACUGACAACAACAAAAACAGAAGUAAUAACGAGAAUUAAACAAGAAGAAGAGGAACAACUAUUAUUAUUAUUACCAUUGACACUACUGCUUCCACUGCAACCGUUUAAAACGAAAUGAAUAUCCAACGGCACACACUAACAAAGUUACAACAAACAUUUUAUACUGGGAGUUGCGUAACACAACAUAAUGCAACAUAAUAUGAGAUAUAUUACAAACAACACGAAUGAAACGAUUAUGCACAGUAACAACAGCAACAAAACAUUAAUUGAACACACAAUAUGUAA